Tachyglossus aculeatus (Australian echidna) is the source of this 1431-nucleotide messenger RNA. RefSeq names its product lactate dehydrogenase B (gene LDHB). Gene Ontology annotation, biological process: carboxylic acid metabolic process. The transcript is spliced from 8 exons. Lineage: Eukaryota; Metazoa; Chordata; Mammalia; Monotremata; Tachyglossidae. The coding region runs from base 118 to 1122 and encodes 334 amino acids. Gene Ontology annotation, molecular function: L-lactate dehydrogenase (NAD+) activity. Gene Ontology annotation, cellular component: cytoplasm. The record is from RefSeq and is a predicted model, not a curated record.
CAUCCUCCUCCUGGUCCUCCUGCUCCUCAUCCUCCUCCUCCUCCUCAUCCUCCUCCUCUUCCUCCUCCUACUCCUGCCCAGACAGACGGAUCUCGGCCUCUUCCCCGGCAGGGCAUAAUGGCUUCCCUCAAAGAGAAACUCAUCGUCCCCGUGGUGGAGGAGGCUUCUACAGAGCCCAAUAAUAAGAUCACCGUGGUGGGCGUUGGGCAAGUUGGUAUGGCCUGUGCCAUCAGCAUCCUCGGAAAGAGCCUCACGGACGAGCUCGCCCUCGUGGAUGUGUUAGAAGACAAACUCAAAGGAGAAAUGAUGGAUCUUCAACAUGGCAGCUUAUUCCUCCAGACGCCUAAGAUUGUGGCUGACAAAGAUUACUCGGUGACGGCCAAUUCGAAGAUUGUGGUGGUGACGGCGGGCGUCCGGCAGCAGGAGGGGGAGAGCCGCCUCAACCUCGUCCAGAGGAACGUCAACGUCUUCAAAUUCAUCGUCCCCCAGAUCGUCAAGCACAGCCCCGACUGCAUCAUCAUCGUCGUUUCCAACCCAGUGGACAUCUUGACGUACGUGACAUGGAAGCUGAGCGGUCUGCCCAAGCAUCGGGUCAUCGGGAGCGGCUGCAAUCUGGAUUCCGCCCGUUUCCGCUACCUGAUGUCCGAGAAGCUGGGCGUCCAUCCCAGCAGCUGCCACGGCUGGAUCCUCGGGGAGCACGGAGACUCCAGCGUGGCUGUGUGGAGUGGUGUGAACGUCGCCGGGGUUUCCCUCCAGGAGCUGAAUCCCGCCAUGGGGGCUGAAGGAGACGACGAGAACUGGAAGGAGGUCCAUAAAAUGGUGGUCGAAAGUGCGUAUGAAGUGAUCAAGCUGAAAGGCUACACCAACUGGGCGAUCGGAUUAAGCGUCGCCGAUCUGAUCGAGUCUCUCCUGAAGAAUCUGUCCAGGGUCCACCCCGUGUCUACCAUGGUCCAGGGCAUGUACGGCAUCGACAACGAAGUCUUCCUGAGCCUCCCUUGCGUCCUCAACGCCCGGGGCCUAACGAGCGUCGUCCAUCAGAAGCUGAAGGACGAGGAGGUGGCCCAGCUGAGGAAGAGCGCGGAGACCCUGUGGGCCAUCCAAAAAGAUCUCAAAGACCUCUAAAACCUCCCGCGCUACGACGAGAGAACCGCCAGGCCGCCGCACGUGGAGGCUACUCGGUAGUCGCCACCCGGAGAAGCGGGUGGCCUUAGAUUUCUCUCAUUUCGGCCCGGAUAAAAUGCUUGCACCGUGAAUAAAUAAAAUCAUUUUCUGCACUGGGCGGCCCGCCUGCACGCCCAGCGCAGGCCGGACAAAACGCUUGCACCGUGAAUAAAUAAAAUCAUUUUCUGCAGUGGGCUUCGGUGGUGGAGAACGCUUAGUACAGUGCUCUGCACACAGUAAGCGCUCAAUAAAUACGAUUGAUUGAUUGGA